Messenger RNA from Piliocolobus tephrosceles (Ugandan red Colobus), 3286 nucleotides. It is a transcript of the gene WDR31, whose product is annotated as WD repeat domain 31. The coding region runs from base 263 to 1366 and encodes 367 amino acids. Gene Ontology annotation, molecular function: protein binding. The transcript is spliced from 11 exons. The record is from RefSeq and is a predicted model, not a curated record. Lineage: Eukaryota; Metazoa; Chordata; Mammalia; Primates; Cercopithecidae.
GGCGGGGGAGGGCUCGGAGGCUGCUCACAUCCGCCAGCUCCGCGUUCCCGCCGGCCCCAGCUCCAGCCCCCGAGCCCACCGUGCAAACAUGCUUAGACAGAGAAGAGAUUAACUUCAGUGGCUUCCCACUAAUUACAGAGAUUAAGAAGUGGCUGCCUGAACUAUUUUCCAAAGGAUACACAUUACAAACUAUUGCAUAGGGGCAGCUCACCAAGAAGAUCCUAUUGGUUUGGGGGAACGCAACUUCCAGCAGCCACAAGGGAUGCUGCUACUCAGGUGCCAACUGAAACAAGCUCCUCCACAGAAGGUUUGGUGUAGGUUUUGUGCUGUGAUGGGGAAACUGCAAAGCAAACUCAAACACAGCACUUACAAAUACAGCAGGCCUGAUGAAAUUAUAGAAGAGAGAAUUCAGACUAAAGCUUUUCAAGAGUAUAGCCCAGCUCACAUGGAUACCGUCUCUGUCGUUGCUGCUUUGAACUCAGAUGUUUGUGUCUCUGGAGGGAAAGAUAAGACAGUUCUGGCGUAUAAUUGGAAAACUGGAAAUGUGGUGAAAAGGUUCAAAGGACAUGAACAUGAGAUCACCAAGGUAACCUGUAUUCCCAAUUCCAGCCAGUUCUUCAGCGCCUCUCGUGACAGGAUGGUCAUGAUGUGGGACUUGCACAGUUCCUCACAACCAAGGCAGCAAUUGUGUGGCCAUGCCAUGGUGGUCACCGGAUUGGCUGUGAGUCCAGACUCAUCACAGCUGUGCACUGGCUCUCGGGACAACACCCUGCUUCUGUGGGAUAUGGUGACAGGACAGAGUGUGGAAAGAGCAUCUGUCUCCAGGAACGUGGUCACUCACCUGUGCUGGGUCCCCAGAGAACCAUACAUACUACAGACCUCUGAAGAUAAAACCCUCAGAUUAUGGGACAGUCGGGGGCUGCAGGUAGCUCAUAUGUUUCCUGCAAAGCAGUACAUUCAGACCUACUGUGAAGUCAGUGUGGAUGGACACAAAUGUAUCUCCUGCAGCAAUGGCUUUGGAGGAGAAGGCUGUGAAGCCACGUUGUGGGACCUAAGACAGACUCGAAACAAAAUAUGUGAGUAUAAGGGGCAUUUCCAGACUGUUGCAUCCUGCGUCUUUCUACCAAGAGCAUUGGCCUUGAUGCCUUUAAUUGCUACCUCAUCACAUGAUUGCAAGGUGAAGAUUUGGAACCAAGAUACUGGAGCCUGCCUUUUCACCUUGUCUCUGGAUGGAUCAGGACCCUUGACUUCUCUGGCUGUUGGUGACGCCAUCUCCUUAUUGUGUGCAAGUUUUAACAGAGGAAUUCACUUACUCAGAAUGGACCACAGCCGAGGGCUGGAACUGCAGGAAGUGGCAGCAUUCUGAGGCCAAGAGACACUCACUGGACAAUAUCAAACCAUGGCCCUUUCUCAGCGUGGCUUUGUGUCUUUCCCAUUUAUCUUGUGGGGAGUGGGAUGUAGGGCUGGUAUUCUUUGCUUAGGUUCACUUAGAAGAUGUAGCAGUGUUGUAAGUCAAAUAAUUUAAGUCCAGUGAUUCAAAAUCAGGCAUAGAGUCCAGAAACAUGGACUACACAUAAAGUUCUCUAUUUAAGUUAAAUACAAAUGCAACUUUUUAGUGAGCUUGUAGGACUACUCUUCAAAAAAAGUUUAUUGCUCAGAAUGAUGACCUGUAAAUGUAAGAGUGGCAGGCCUCUGUCUGUGAAAGUCAGAACACAGGGCUCAAGCCUUUGAAACUGACCCUUUCCAAGUCUUCACAAAAGAAAAAAGGCAAUGGGGAGAGAGAGUGUUUUGGUUACAUCAGAAAUAAUUGAGAUGGGAAAGAAUAGUGCAGCUCCAUAGAGGAGACAGAGUGUAGACAAUGAGAUUAAGCUUCAGUCACUGCUCCUCAGCAAUGUGAAGAAUCAAAGUCAGGGCAAGCAAGCGAAAGCUUGGACUUCUAUUCAAAGUGGCAGCAGACUGGGAGGGCGGUGCCCUUCUAGCCCAAUGCUGCUGAACUUGUGUGAAAAUCAGACCUGAGAUGGCUUGAAGCGGCCAAGAAUCACAUGGGCAUUGCCCAGAAUUACAGGAGUUAGCACAUCUGCUCUACAGAUAAGAAAACAUUGAAAUUCAAAGGUUAAGGCCAAAAAUAUCUCACUUGCAAUUUUAAUAUUUUUAUUUGGAUUUAUUUAAAUGAAACAUAUAUAUAUAUAUAUAUAUGUUUUGGAAUGGCCAGAGUGAGGCAAAGGGGAUCCCUGAAAUAACAUUAGAACAUACAGGAAAAACGAGGCAGGCGGAUCACUUGAGGUCAGGAGUUGGAGACAAGCCUGUAUGCGCGUGCCUGUAGUCCCAGCUACUCAGGAGGCUGAGAUGGGAGAAUCACUUGAAGCUGGCAGGCAGAGUUUGCAGUGAGCUGAGAUUGUGCCACUGCACUCCAGCCUGUGUGACAGAGUGAGAGACCUUGUCUUGAAAAAAAAAAAAAAUACAGGAAAAAGAGGGAUGGAGUCAACUGUGCCCCGACAUUAAGCCCCCUUCAGUGAGGAGGGGCAAGGUGCUCAGGCCUGCCUGUGUGGCCCCCAGGAGUCAGACCUCAGCCUCAUGCUCACAGGCCCAUUUUCAUCCAGGGAAAAUGGAGUCCUUUCUGCCUUCAGAGAUGCCCACACAUAAGGCACAUGAGGCCUGGAGAUUCCUUUUCUGACAAGUCCCAGCCAAAGAAAGAUUUUGCAUUUGUCUUCUCUGGCCUCUGCUUGUCUCUGAUACCAGUGGCUGACAGCCACCUUCCUUGUUCCCUCUCUUGGUGUGACCGUGGCUAACUGCAACCUCGAUCACCAGGGCUCAAUCAAUUCUCCCUCCUUAGCCUCCUGAGUAGCUGGACUGCGGGCAUGCACCACCACACCUGGCUAAUUUUUUGUGUUUGUGUAGUCUCCUGGGCUCAAGUGAUCCAUCUGCCUCAGCCUCCUUAAGUGUUGAGAUUAUAGGUAUGAGCCACUGCAUCCAGCUGAGAGUCUGUUCUUAAGCUAGUACAAAGAGUCAGAUUGGACUUUGAAUCUCCACUUCUCCAUUUAGCUGGAUGAUCUUGGGCAAGUUAUAAAAUCUGUUUCCUCUUCACUUUAUAACAUGGGGCUCAUGAUCAUACCUCACCACAGGGCUGUUCUGAAGACUGGACAUAGCUAUUUUAAAUGCUAGGAAAGGCCAGGUGCAGUGGCUCCUAGCACUUUGGGAGGCCGAGGCAGGAGGAUCACCUGAGGUCGGGAGUUUGAGACCAACCUGACCAACAUGGAAAAACCCUGUCUCUACUAAAAAUACAAAA